Messenger RNA from Alternaria alternata, 953 nucleotides. RefSeq names its product proteasome-domain-containing protein. The record is from RefSeq and is a predicted model, not a curated record. Gene Ontology annotation, cellular component: proteasome core complex. The transcript is spliced from 4 exons. Bases 80 to 766 code for a protein of 228 amino acids. Lineage: Eukaryota; Fungi; Ascomycota; Dothideomycetes; Pleosporales; Pleosporaceae. Gene Ontology annotation, molecular function: threonine-type endopeptidase activity.
UGCCUCCACCACACGCUUCUCGGACAUUCGGACUUGUCGAACCACCCCUCUCUAUAGUAGACCAGCUCAUACUGCAACAAUGAUGUCCACAGGCAUGUUGGGAGAAGAUGGCAUCCAUGUCGACAUGAACCACCUCAAGAAGGGCGAGGUCAACCUUGGAACAUCCAUCAUGGCCAUCAACUUCAAAGACGGCGUCAUAUUAGCUGCCGACAGUAGGACGACGACCGGAGCAUACAUCGCAAAUCGUGUCACCGACAAGCUCACACAAGUGCACGACACCAUCUGGUGUUGCAGAUCGGGAUCAGCUGCAGAUACACAGGCUGUCGCGGAUAUCGUGCAAUAUCACCUGGGCAUGUACGGUACCACCAACGACGAGCCACCGACCACACAGACUGCAGCAGCCAUCUUCCAAGAGCUCUGCUACUCCAACAAGGACCAACUCUCAGCUGGACUCAUUAUUGCCGGAUGGGACCACCGCCACGGCGGACAGGUAUACUCGAUUCCCCUCGGAGGCUCCCUGCACAAGCAGUCAUACGCAAUUGGCGGCUCAGGCUCAACGUACAUCUAUGGAUACUGCGACGCAAACUGGAGGGAGAACAUGAGCGAGGAGGAAGGCAUCAAGUUUGUCAAGGGCGCGCUCUCAGAAGCCAUCAAGUGGGACGGCAGCUCGGGCGGUGUGAUUCGCAUGGUGGUGCUCACAGGCAAGGGCGCGCAGAGGCAUCUAUACCUGCCAGACCAGAACUACGAUGGGCCAGGCAAGCAGUAGAAGUGGUCGUCAUGACGGUGGUGGGUACAUAGGCACACCAUGUAUGAUAUAGCACGACAUGAUGAUGAUACCUGAAUGAGCGAAAUGAGACAAAAGGAAUCCAUGGUUACCAUGAUGCACCGGAACUCGGGCAGUAGGCGUGGGAUGGAGGCGCAACCACUGGCCAAUCAACAGGCAGCAUCAGGGC